Messenger RNA from Vicugna pacos (alpaca), 951 nucleotides. The record is from RefSeq and is a predicted model, not a curated record. NCBI's taxonomy places the organism in Eukaryota, Metazoa, Chordata, Mammalia, Artiodactyla, Camelidae.
AUGCACGCCCCGCCCUUCACCGGUAGAGCUCCGCCCAGGCCCCGCCCCCAGCCGCGUGGGCUCUUUGCUCUGCCGGUGCGCCGCUUCUUACGGAAACGGAAGUGGGGUGCUCGGGUGGAAGGUCACACAGCAGACCUCUCAAGUAAUUCAUUCCAUCUCGGUGGGACUUCUGCCAGUCAGAACCCACAACUGGUGACCCCGAUGUUAUUGAUUACACAGCGACGGAAUGGCACACUUCAGCUGGAGAGAGACUGCAUCCUGAUCCCCGUAGAUUUCACUCCUGCACAAUUGACCUUCAGGGAUGCGGCCACCGACUUCUCCCAGGAGGAGUGGGAGUGCCUGGAUCCUGCCCAGAGGGCCUUUUACGUGGAUGUGCUGUUGGAACUUGUCUCCCUGGGCUCCCAGAUGGUAUCUAUGCUGCUGCUGAGGGGUCACACUUGGAGUAGCAAGGGCCUAAACUGGAGAAUGCGCUUCUUCACCGGUUUGCUCAGAGGCAAGGAUUAAAAAGUUUGAUCUACAGGUGGGGAAGUCGGGGGUGCAGUCCUCAUCUAGCUUUUCGCAAAAUGAGUGUCCGUUAUGCAUUGAACCCUGGGGAUCGUCAUUCAGGAGAGCAGUCACUGCCCUGCCCUUACGGAGUUCCCAACCUGACGAGGGAGCCAGACAUUCAGCAAAGAAUGACUCAGCUUAAAAAGCUCUAGGGGAGGGGAAAAAGCUCACUACACAAAGGCGCCCCCUGCUGGAGCCUAGACCCGGCCGUUGGCCCCUAGGCUCCUGGGCUUGCCGGCCCGAGGCCUGCUGUCUGCUCCGCUGAUUGGCUGGCAGGACCGGCUUCCAAGCCUAAGACGGUGAGGCUCGGGCUGCCCGGUAACCGCCAGGCGAGGCCGCGCCCUAGGGCGCUUUCCGCUCGUCCUUCCUGUAGGCGACGUGAGUGUCUCUAAGGAUCUGAUGUUU